AUGUCUCACGAUAGUGGUAAGAGCAUUGCCGAAGAUGAUACAAAAUUGGCUGAUUCGAAAAUGUUUUUGGAGGCCAUGAUGAGUGAGAUGAGGCGUGUGAUGAAGAUGGAGAUGGCGCAGGUUCACGAAUGGAUAGAUCAAAUGGAGAAUAGACGUGAGGAGCAACCACAAAACGGUCGUAAUUUGCGUAGAAGGGAAAGAGUUCCACCGAGGGAGGAGGAUGAAGAGCGUUAUGGGUCUGGUUUUUAUGAAGAAGAAGAUUGGGAUUCCAUUGUUAGCAAUAGGAGACCUGGAGGAAGAUUUAGAGAAGCUAGGAAUUGCAAAGAUAACAACUUGGGUGGUAUUAAGAUGAAGAUUCUGUCCUUUCAAGGUAGGUUUGAUCUUGAGGCAUAUCUUGAGUGGGAGAAGAAGAUGGAGUUCGUGUUUGAUUGCCACAAUUACUCUGAGACAAAGAAGGUAAAAUUAGUCGUGAUUGAAUUUUCUGAAUAUGCUAUUACUUGGUGGGAUCAGCUUGUGAUAAACAGGAGGCGGAAUAGAGAACACCCAAUAGACACAUGGGAGGAGAUGAAAGUAGUGAUGAGAUGA
Messenger RNA from Quercus robur (English oak), 585 nucleotides. RefSeq lists its product as uncharacterized. The record is from RefSeq and is a predicted model, not a curated record. The coding region runs from base 1 to 585 and encodes 194 amino acids. Lineage: Eukaryota; Viridiplantae; Streptophyta; Magnoliopsida; Fagales; Fagaceae. The transcript has a single exon.